Messenger RNA from Lotus japonicus, 1930 nucleotides. RefSeq names its product inositol transporter 4-like. The transcript is spliced from 7 exons. Gene Ontology annotation, cellular component: membrane. The record is from RefSeq and is a predicted model, not a curated record. NCBI's taxonomy places the organism in Eukaryota, Viridiplantae, Streptophyta, Magnoliopsida, Fabales, Fabaceae. Gene Ontology annotation, molecular function: myo-inositol:proton symporter activity. The coding region runs from base 138 to 1877 and encodes 579 amino acids. Gene Ontology annotation, biological process: transmembrane transport.
CAUAAAUACAAUCAAAGUUGACUUUACCUCAAACUGACUUUCUGACUUAUUUAUAAUACAGAACUUUGGCUCCAUCCCAUGAAUUUUCCUCUGCAUGCAAAAAUACCAUUUGGAUUUGACUUAACACAAGGUCCAAGAUGGAAGAAGUGGUAGCAGCAGACAAGGCCGAGUUCACAGAAUGCUGGCGCAGAACAACUGAAUCACCUUAUAUCAUGCGCCUUGCUCUUUCUGCUGGCAUUGGAGGUCUCCUCUUUGGUUAUGACACAGGUGUGAUUUCUGGAGCCUUGUUAUACAUUCGUGAUGAAUUUGACCAAGUUGACAAAAGAACAUGGCUCCAAGAAACCAUUGUUAGCAUGGCUGUUGCUGGAGCUAUAAUUGGUGCUGCAUUAGGAGGGUGGAUAAAUGACAAGCUAGGGAGAAAGAAAUCUAUUUUGUCUGCUGAUGUUGUGUUCAUUCUAGGUGCAUUAGUUAUGGCUAUUGCUCCUGCUCCAUGGGUUAUCAUUGUUGGAAGGGUUUUGGUUGGUUUGGGAGUUGGUGCAGCUUCCAUGACUGCGCCUCUAUACAUCUCUGAAGCUUCCCCUGCUAAGAUCAGAGGAGCUUUAGUCAGUAUAAAUGGACUUCUUAUCACCGGCGGUCAAUUUCUGUCUUACCUCAUCAAUUUGGCAUUUACCAAGGUGCCUGGAACCUGGCGUUGGAUGCUUGGGGUGGCAGGAAUUCCCGCCUUGAUACAGUUAAUAUUGAUGUUGUCCCUUCCUGAGUCACCUAGAUGGCUCUACAGACAGAACAAUGUCGAGGAGGCAAGGCGCAUUCUGUCAAAAAUCUACCGUCCUGAUGAAGUUGAAGAGGAGCUGAAAGCCAUGCAAGAAUCCAUUGAAUUAGAGAAAGCAGAGGAAGGCUUAACCGGGCAUAGUCUUGCACAGAAACUAAAGGGUGCCUUGUCUAACAAAGUAGUUCGAAGAGCGCUUUACGCAGGUAUCACAGUCCAAGUUGCUCAGCAGAUUGUUGGUAUUAACACAGUCAUGUAUUACAGUCCAACAAUCGUUCAGUUCGCCGGAAUUGCCUCCAACUCCACAGCACUUGCACUUUCCCUGGUUACUUCUGGUCUGAAUGCUGUUGGCACUAUCUUGAGCAUGGUUUGCAUUGAUAGAUUUGGAAGGAGAAAGUUGAUGCUCAUCUCCAUGAUAGGCAUCAUUGUGUGCCUUGUGACUUUAAGUGUUACAUUCUACCAAGCAGCUCACCAUUCUCCUGCCAUUAGUAACAAGGAUAGCCUUAGCUUUGGGGCAAACUCUACAUGCCAUGAUUACACAAAGGCCCCAGAUUUCUCCUCAUGGAACUGUAUGCAUUGUUUGCAAGUAGAUUGUGCCUUUUGUGCCAGAAGCGAGAGUGAAUUUCUUCCAGGAGCAUGCUUGGCAGCAGAAAAGGGUAUCAGAGGCGCAUGUCGAGCACAAAAUCGUGUAUGGUUUUCAAAGGGUUGUCCAAGCAAAAUUGGGGUCCUUGCAGUUGUGAUCCUUGGAUUGUAUAUCCUAGCAUAUGCUCCUGGAAUGGGAACAGUGCCUUGGGUUCUGAAUUCUGAGAUUUAUCCAUUGAGGUUCAGAGGUCUAGGUGGAGGUAUAGCAGCAGUUUUCAAUUGGUGUGCUAAUCUACUUCUCAGUGAAUCAUUCUUGAGCAUGGUAAAAGCUCUAGGCACUUCUGGCACAUUCCUCGUCUUUGCCGGCUUCUCCUUGAUUGGCCUUGUAUUCAUCUAUGCAUUGGUGCCUGAAACCAAAGGCCUUCAGUUUGAGGAGGUCGAGAAAUUGCUUCAGAAAGGCUUCAAACCUUUCCCCUUUGACAGGAAAAAGGAGGAAGAUAACAAAGCGAAAAAACAAGACUUGGCUUAAUGCACCUACCAAUAUUAAAAGUGUGUCUUGAUUAACUUUAGAAAAAUAUUAUA